Messenger RNA from Macrosiphum euphorbiae (potato aphid), 963 nucleotides. Lineage: Eukaryota; Metazoa; Arthropoda; Insecta; Hemiptera; Aphididae. The record is from the annotation of a GenBank genome assembly.
AUGGCCGAGUAUUAUCAGGGUGAAUAUUUAUACAAUCCUGUUUUAUAUGAAUUGGGUUUUAAGUAUGGUUUGGUAACAAACACUGAUGGUACAGGACACGAUCUGUCGAUCAUCGAUGCAUUAACUCCUGCCCGAUUAGAUGAGCUGAAGGAAACCAUUAGGCGUGAGAUUCGACGAGAGCUUAAAAUCAAAGAAGGGGCUGAAAAAUUGCGAGAAGUUGUCACGGAUCGAAAAUCAUUAUCAGAUGUUACGGAUAUUGUGAAAAAAUCUAACACUAAGCUUGCAGAACUUCAGGCAGAACUGCAAGAACUUGAAUCCCAUAUCAUACUCAGCCAUGGAGCCACAGGACAACAGUCGUGUUCUGGGGCUUCAAAUAAUUCAUUUUCUUCUGGAGUUCAUAAGACAUCUGGAAUAAAUGGUUCAACAGAUCGACCUAUUUCAAGUUCUUUGCCUAUGCAGUUUGUUGGUCAAUCACCUAACCAAGUCCAAGAAUCUAAUUUUGUGAGUGACCUCAGACUAGUGCAACUAGAAAAACAGCUGAAUAUAGAAUUAAAGGUCAAACAAGGAGCUGAAAAUAUGAUUCAAAGUUUAAGUAAUGGCCAUUCAAGAGAUAAAAAGUUAUUAGCUGAUGCCCAACAAAUGUUAUCAGACUCUAAACUGAAAAUUGAAUACCUAAGAAUGGCUAUUUUGAAAGGAAAGCAGACUAAACAGCAAAAAGAAGAAAUGAAAUCUAAUAGUGAAAACAAACAUGAGAAGUCUGAGUCACAUUUAGAAACGCCAUUGGAAGAACGUGUAGCAGAGCUACGGCAUAGAUUAAGAAUUGAAGCAGCGGUUGUAGAAGGAGCCAAAAAUGUUAUUAGAACAUUGCAAAGUUCCAAAAUUGCAGAAAAAAAAGCUCUUCAAGAAGUAAGCAUUUUAAAAUUGUAUAUAAAUCUUCAAUGUGUAGAAAAACAAAUUAUAUAG